Tigriopus californicus is the source of this 3054-nucleotide messenger RNA. RefSeq lists its product as uncharacterized. The coding region runs from base 1 to 2904 and encodes 967 amino acids. Gene Ontology annotation, biological process: DNA integration. Gene Ontology annotation, molecular function: nucleic acid binding. The transcript has 2 exons. The record is from RefSeq and is a predicted model, not a curated record. Lineage: Eukaryota; Metazoa; Arthropoda; Copepoda; Harpacticoida; Harpacticidae.
AUGGUCUCACCCCACAAAUCGUCCAAGUCGGUCAGCCUUCAAUUCUGCGCUGAUACGGGAGCUGACGUCAUUAUCAUUGGUAUGAAUCAAUUUCGGGAUUCCGAUAUUUGUCAACUAACCACUCUAGAUCAACGUUCGUCAAACUCCGUCAUUUCUGGUGUUGAUGGUCGAUCUCUUAGCUUGGUCGGUUCGUUCCGAGCUAAUUUGUCUCUAGAUGAGGAUCAUAAGGCCCAUGACGUAACAAUAGUCGUCAGCUAUGAUGUUGACGACUCGUAUCUGAGUUUAGAUGCUUGUCGAGCCCUGGGUAUUGUUGGACCCAAUUUUCCACAACCAAUGAUUUCUGUAAUUGAAAGAGAGGUCGUAAGAAUCCCUGAUCCGACUGUUUGGUCGUUGAAAGAGCGAGAAGAAUGGAUUACUUCCUUACCUUCUUUGCCUUCUAGGGAAGACUUCAUGAACGUUGAAUCCAAACUUAAGUCCAUUUACAGUACGGCAUUUGACGAUUCAAGUUUGAAACCCAUGCGCGGUCCAAUCGUGGGUGAUCCUAUGGUGAUCACCUUAAAGGAAGGAGCAAGAUCGUUUGCCAUUAAUACCGCGCAUCAGAUCCCUAUACCUCAAUUGGACCCCGUCAAAUCCAGUUUGGAUAAGAUGGUUGAUAGUCGGAUAAUAGAACCCGUGGGUGAUAUUCCCACACCUUGGUGCCAUCCCUUGGUUGUCGUACCGAAACCGGAUGGAUCUCUCCGUCUGUGUGUCGACUUAACGAGGUUGAACACUGAAGUCGUUCGUUCUAUUCAUCCCAUCAAGACUCCGGCCGAGGCCAUUUGUGGGUUCAAACCCCGUGAUAAGUAUUUCAUCAAGUUGGAUCUGGUCAAAGGCUACUGGCAAAUGCCGCUGGCCAAAGAGUCGCAAGAAUUGACCACUUUCAUUACUCCUUUUGGGAAAUACCGUUUUCUCCGUUCACCCAUGGGAUUUAUUUCAACCGGGGAUUCCUUCUCUUAUAGAGGCGAUGUCGCAAUGUCUGGCCUUGGCAUUCAAAAGGUUAUUGACGAUAUGGCUGUGGGAAAGGAAUUGUAUCCUGAUCUGGUUCGCGUUACCUGUGACAUUCUGGAACGUUGUGUCCGUUUCGGCAUGACUGUCAAUGCCAAGAAGAGCGUUAUUGGCGGGGCCGAAGAGAUCGAUUUUGUCGGAUAUCGUAUAUCUCGCGAUAGUAUUAAGGCCGAUCCCGAGAAAGUUGCAGCCAUCUCGAGAUUCCCCUGCCCAGAGGAUCGCCAAGACCUGAGAUCGUUCAUGGGUCUUGUUAACCAGUUGGGUCAAUUUUCGAGCGAGAUCGCUCACAAUGCUGAGCCCCUCAGAGAUUUGCUAAAAAUAAAGAAUGUGUUUUCAUGGUGUCCCGAACACAUGAACGCGUUUGAGAAGGUAAAAUCGGCUCUUACCUCUCCUCCUAUUUUGGGAAUGUUCCAACUUGGGGCCGAAACCAUCCUUCAGACAGACGCAUCGAAAUUGAAAGGUCUGGGUUUUGCGCUUAUGCAGCUCCAUGAGGAGUGGAAGUGCGGCAAGCAACAUUAUAUUCCCGACGCCUUAUCUCGUUAUCCCAUUUCGGACCCCAACGCGGAUGAAGAUCUCGAUCCAAUUGCCUCGAAUCUCCAAGUAGCGGCGAUCAGGGCUAAAGAGACGGACCUUGUUCUGGAUAAUCUUUCGGCCCACGCGCGGUCAUCUUCGGAGUACCAGGCGUUGGAGUCAUUGGUCGAGAGUAACUUCAAACCCAAGGUCAAAACUGGAUAUCCCUCUCUUUUCAAAAAGAUCGCGGAUGAAUUGUCUGUGGAAGGUGAUCUAGUAUUGCGAGGCUCACGUAUUGUUGUCCCGCCUUCUGCAAUCGGAGAGGUUUUAUCCUUAUUACAUGCUAGUCACCAAGGGAUAGAGAGAACGAAGAGACGAGCCAGACAAAUCGUGUACUGGCCUGGAUUUUCAUCCGAUAUUACGAAUAUGGUCGAAAAUUGUCGUGAAUGUGCCUACUUCAGACCAUCAAACCCGGCAGAACCCAUGAUGUCCAAUGAUCGUCCUUCUCGUCCUUUCGAAAUGGUUUCUGCUGACUUUUUUACUUAUGGGGGGAAAGACUAUCUCGUCUAUUCAGAUCGUUUUUCUGGGUUUCCUCUCGUGGCCAGAUUUAGUUCUUCCCCCUGCGCUUCGUCCUUGAUCCAAGAACUUCGUGGUUUUUUCACGACGAUGGGCGUGCCCAACGUUUUCCGGUCCGAUAAUGGUACUCCCUUCGCUUCAUCAUUAACUCAAGAUUUUUUCAGCCAUUGGGGUGUGGAAUGGAGACCCUCCUCGCCCCAUAACCCCCAGUCGAAUGGCCAUGCCGAAUCCAAUGUGAAAAGCAUCAAAUACCUCCUCGCCAAGUCCGGAGGGGAAUGGGGAUCCAGUGCUUUCAUGUCCGGUCUUUUGGAAUUGCGGAACACACCACGCUCAGACGGACUCUCACCAGCCCAACGUUUAUUCGGUCGUCCUCUCAGGUCUAAGUUGCCAAUUCAUUGGAAAGCGUUUAUGCCUGAGUUUCAGAUCACGUCGGAUGAGGCCGAUACCAAACGAUUCCGGGAUGACGCACUUCGAAAAGCAUAUUAUGAUCGGAGUACACGUGCCAGGAAGAAGAUUCCAUUGGGUCAGCGCGUCCUCAUCCAAGAUCCGAUCACACGACGAUGGGAAAGAGAAGGAGUGGUGGUCGACAACAAGACGCCGAGACGGUACAUGCUUCGAUUGCCAUCAGGCAGAGUGUUGGUGAGAAACCAGAGAUUUCUCCGUCGUGGACUCGUUCAUGACCUCAUCGAUGAUGAAGAGCCAGCUGACGAGCCUGACGCACUUCCUUCAAGACCAAUUCGUGAUCGACGUCAGAUUGUUCGCUUUCAAGCAUGAUAGUUUUUAUAUUUCGUUCACUAUGUUUUUCCAUUCCAUUCAUACACAAAAAAAGGGAGUUGGUAUGUUGUGAUGUUGUCAUGCGAGUUAUGAUUGACGUUUACUUCCGAGCAUAUCUAGUCGAGAAAUAUACUUCCAUCUGAACCUUUA